This is a messenger RNA of Adineta ricciae, 759 nucleotides long. NCBI's taxonomy places the organism in Eukaryota, Metazoa, Rotifera, Eurotatoria, Adinetida, Adinetidae. The record is from the annotation of a GenBank genome assembly.
AUGACUGCUAUCGGAAUUUUCCUGGCGAUUCUGGUCAUUUUCAUCGUUACAUGUCUCACUGUUAAACGUAGUUUUUUCUUCGGUCAAUUGAUUAUUUAUCUAAAUGCUCUAACUUAUCAUUACAAGAAGAUCUACAUGCGUCCACAUCGUAUUGUUCUCGUGCGUCAUGGCGAAUCAGAAAGCAAUGUUGAUGAAAGUGUCUAUACUCGAACUCCAGAUGCACACAUUAGUCUAACACAACUAGGAACGCAGCAAGCAGUUGAAGUUGGAAAAAAGUUGAAGCAAGAAGUGAUCAAUGAUCCGAAUGAGAACAUUUACGUUUAUUUGAGUCCUUACUUACGCAGUAAACAGACCUAUGAAGGUAUUUCAAAAUCUUUCUCACCAUCUCAAAUCAUCAAAGUUCGUGAAGAUCCUCGACUACGUGAGCAAGAAUGGGGUAAUUUUCUUCAUCCUGACAUUCGUCGAAAUGAAAUAAUAGAACGUAAGAAAGUCGGCGAUUUUUACUUUCGAUUUACUAAUGGUGAAAGUGGAGCAGAUGUAUAUGAUCGUUGUACACUCUUUCUCGACACAUUAUUUCGGAAGAAUAUGAACGGACUAACUCCCAGAGCUAAUAAUAUUUUAAUUUGGACAGUAGAAGAACAUCAGCAAUGGAGAAAUUUUAAGAACUGUGAAUAUUGUGUGUUGGAACUCAACGACAAAACAGGAUCGUAUGAAUUGAAGACACAAUUGGAAAAAAAGAAGGACGAAGAUGAAGAAUAA